AUGUCAAACGACUUGGCCGGCCAGGCGGGCUGGGAAGCCAACCCGCUGGCCUUCGUUUAUCGGCAGGCCGUCAUCACCCCUGCCGAGAUCCCGAUAGAGUUCGACUUGACCGACUGCACACUUAUCAUGACCGGUGCCAGCAGCGGCCUCGGCUUGGAGGCGAGCCGUCAAUUUCUGGAGCGACAACUCGGCACGCUCAUCAUGGGAGUCCGGAACAUGCCAAAAGGCGACGCAUUAGCCGAGGGCCUACGGAGGGAGUUCCCAAUGGCCCAAAUCCAGGUGUGGCAUCUUGAGAUGGAGUCGUACGAGAGCGUCCGGGCCUUCGCAACGCGCUGUCAAAAGGAGCUGACUCGUAUCGAUUUCGUGAUUCUGAACGCGGCCGUCGUCGCACAGUCCUUCGCUCGCUCCCGAGAGGGCCAUGAGAUGAUGCUCCAGGUCAACUAUCUCUCUACAGCACUGCAAGCUCUUCUCUUGCUUCCAAUUCUAAAGGAUAAGAGGCCGCCGGGUGAGCCGUCACGGCUGGUUAUUGUGAGCUCCGACACUGCUUACUGGCACACGCCGGAAGAAGACAUGGUUACCGGCUCCAUGUUCAAGCCUGCCGACAAGGAGAAGCUAUGGGGGUCGGCCAAGAAUUACCAGCUAUCGAAGUUCCUUGGUCAGCUGUUUGUGGCGAAGUUGGCGACCUACGUUGACCCAGAGCAUGUUAUUGUGAAUAUGUCAAACUCGGGACUCACCUCCGGUACAAACAUUGUAAAACCGGCGAGCGAGCCCUUCUUCAUGGGCAUGCUCAAGAAGACACUAGGCCGAAGCCUUGAAGUCGGCGCGCGCAGCUAUCUCGACGCUGCGUUGGUGAAGGGACCGGACAGCCACGGGAGCUUCACCUCGGAUGGAGUCAUCAAGCCGAUGGCCUGCGGUCAUGUACACGUCGGAGGGCACUGGCCUGAGGGAGCGCAUAUGGACUGA
Molecule: messenger RNA, 963 nt
Organism: Colletotrichum truncatum
Lineage: Eukaryota; Fungi; Ascomycota; Sordariomycetes; Glomerellales; Glomerellaceae
Product: short-chain dehydrogenase TIC 32
Source: RefSeq, a predicted model, not a curated record